AGCCAUGCAGGGACAGUCCGUUGAUGAACCCAGGGACAAAAAUGCGAGGCUUCCGUCCGAGCGAGGCCCUUCGACGGCCUCAUCUAUGUGUCUAGGGGGAUCUCAAGCAACAGCAUUACCGCAGGCACAUAGCGAGCGGGUUUUCGACCUAGCCUUCGACAAAUCCAACAGGUGGAUGGCCUCAGCCUCUGAUGCUGAAGAUGUGAAAAUUUGGGACGUCGCAGCUAGUGGAGAAGUGCCGAAACUUUUGCAGAGGCUCCCGCAUGCAGCUGAAGUGCUUCGAGUUGCCUGGAAAGGGCAACCGAGGGAUGGAGAGCAAUCGAGGGAUGGAGAAAGGGUUGCUGAUCUUCCGAACACAACAUCAUGGUUUGCCACUGGUACCGCCGCAGGAGCUGUACGUAUAUAUUGUGUGGCAGCACAGGCGAAAAGCGAGAGAAAUCCGAAUAAGAGUCAUGACCAAAAGGAAGCUGGUGCGACCUUUGCCUUAAAAACCGAAUUUGCGCAUCCCGGCCCGGAUCAGCAAAUUUAUGCACUUCUUUGGCUCGAGACUACAGAACUGAAUUCUCAGCCUUCACUCAUGACGGCUGCGGACGACAAAAUCUACUGGUGGGACGUGGAGAACCAGAGCUUGACUAACACGUGGGCCUUCGACUCCGUGGCUCCAACGACAGAGCCAGGAAAUCGGGCGGCCUACGGCGGCGUA
Messenger RNA from Nannochloropsis gaditana CCMP526, 703 nucleotides. RefSeq lists its product as uncharacterized. The annotation marks the transcript as partial. Gene Ontology annotation, molecular function: protein binding. The record is from RefSeq and is a predicted model, not a curated record. The transcript has a single exon.